UGUAUGAGAACGAUUGAACGUGCGACGGAGUGGCAAGGCGUGCAAGCAUGUGGUUCGCGAAUUUCUUCGUAGGCCUGGCAGGCUUAAUUUUCAUCGUCGGCUCGCCACCCUGGUGGUCACACGCGUUCAACAUCGAGACGAAACAUUAUGCAGUUUACCGGAAUGACAUCAACUCCAUGUUCGGAUUCGCUGUCACGGUGUACAGGGACAGAUUUAGUAGAGGAUGGGCGAUUGUGGGUGCACCGGAAGCCGACACUCCAGACGUGAACGUUUACAGAGGUGGCGCAGUUUACAAAUGCGACAUCGCGGCUGAUGACCGGUGCACUAUGAUCCCUUUCGACAGUAAAGGUCUCUCGGAGGUCAGUCACUUCUUCGGGUGCUCGACCGAAGUUCUCCUCGUCGUCGUCGUCGACGAGGAACUCCUCGAGGUGUACACCCUGCAGAGUGGCGUGGCUGGCCUGUCUGUUGGAUAUACCGGGAACCGUGGACGAUGCAAGAAGCGGGCUCUACCUAAUACAGAAAACCGUAAGGUCGUUCUACCUACGGACCUGCGUGGACGUAGGUUCGGCAUUUCUUGCGGGACACCACCUGAAGAUCUUCAGGGAAGGUGUAAAGAACCUGGAAGGUACAUGAAGGAUCUUCCUCCCACAGCGGUGAUAAUAUGCUUCCACAACGAAGCCUGGUCUGUACUGCUGAGGACUGUUCAUUCUGUUUUGGACAGAUCCCCGGAAAACCUCAUACAGGAAAUCAUCCUGGUUGAUGACUUUUCUGAUAUGCCGCAUCUACAGCGUCAACUUGAGGACUAUAUGAUGAACUACCCGAAAGUGCAGAUCAUUAGGGCACAAAAACGAGAAGGUCUUAUUAGAGCUCGUUUGCUGGGCGCAGCAGCUGCGAAGGCUCCGGUCCUCACAUAUUUGGACAGCCAUUGCGAGUGCACCGAAGGCUGGCUCGAGCCCCUUCUCGAUCGGAUUGCCCGUGAUUCAACGACAGUCGUUUGCCCUGUGAUCGAUGUUAUCGACGACACCACUCUGGAAUAUCACUGGAGGGAUUCCGGCGGUGUGAACGUGGGUGGGUUCGAUUGGAAUCUGCAGUUCAACUGGCAUGCGGUUCCCGAAAGAGAGAAAAAGAGGCACAAGAAUUCCGCGGAGCCUGUGUGGUCACCAACGAUGGCUGGAGGCCUCUUCUCGAUAAAUCGAGCUUUUUUUGAACGCCUCGGCACGUACGACAGUGGUUUUGAUAUUUGGGGCGGCGAAAAUCUCGAGCUCUCCUUCAAGACAUGGAUGUGCGGAGGCACACUGGAAAUCGUGCCGUGCUCGCACGUGGGCCACAUCUUCCGGAAACGUUCGCCGUACAAGUGGCGCAGCGGCGUGAACGUGCUCAAGAGGAACAGCAUAAGGCUGAGCGAAGUGUGGCUGGACGAGUACGCCAAGUACUACUACCAGAGGAUAGGUCACGACAAGGGCAACUACGGGGACGUAUCGGAACGAAAGGCGUUGAGGAAGAAGCUUGGCUGCAAGUCGUUCAAAUGGUACCUCGACAACGUUUAUCCUGAGCUCUUCAUACCUGGCGAGGCGGUGGCUUCCGGCGAGGUUCGUAAUCUCGGAGAGGGAGGUAACACCUGUCUGGAUUCGCCGGCACGCAAGGCAGACUUGCACAAACCGGCUGGACUCUACCCCUGCCAUCGACAGGGCGGAAAUCAGAUCAGGCACCUCGUUAGCAGCAUAUGUAUAGACUCGCCAGGGAAACCUGAAGACCUGCACCAACCAGUUGGUUUAUAUCCCUGUCACCGCCAGGGAGGCAAUCAGUACUGGAUGUUGAGCAAGACCGGUGAGAUCCGUCGAGACGAGUCGUGCUUGGAUUACAGUGGCACCGAUGUCAUCCUGUAUCCUUGUCAUGGUAGCAAGGGGAAUCAACAAUGGAUUUAUAACCCUCAGACGAAGCAGAUCAGACACGGUAGCAGCGACAAGUGUCUAGCGAUCACCGACAGCAAGCAGCGCUUGAUCAUGGAAGAAUGUUCGCCUGUUGCAGCGAGACAGAGGUGGUCGUUCGAGAAUUACGACCCUUCGAAGCUGUGAUAUCGCGCCUUCUCGCGUCGCCAGUCGGAAAAUCUCGGCCGGAAGUUCGAUCGUGCCGGUUCAUGGGUGUCUGUUCAACGUUACUCCGUCGCCAAGACUCGUUUCGGCAGAUAGACGUCGUGGUAUCGGGGCUCGAACACCUCGAAAUUCAAAACCAGCUAUUAGACGCUCAAAGAUCGACUGUACGACGAUAGAAGAAACGCGCGGAAUUCUUCUUCGAAGAACCUGAUCGACACGAAGCGGAACAACCAUUGAAAUAGCUUCGGUGAAUAAACAAAAAAAAAAAAAAAAAAACGAAGAGAAAGG
Messenger RNA from Habropoda laboriosa, 2381 nucleotides. It is a transcript of the gene Pgant9, whose product is annotated as putative polypeptide N-acetylgalactosaminyltransferase 9. Gene Ontology annotation, cellular component: Golgi apparatus. The coding region runs from base 48 to 2075 and encodes 675 amino acids. NCBI's taxonomy places the organism in Eukaryota, Metazoa, Arthropoda, Insecta, Hymenoptera, Apidae. The record is from RefSeq and is a predicted model, not a curated record. The transcript is spliced from 12 exons.